AUGAAGGGCGGGAGUCUCUGGCCCACCUCCGGGAACAAGAUGAAGCGGCUCAAGCUCAUCUGCAAGGCGCGAGCCACCAAGAAGAAGCCGAAGCCGGAGAAGAAGAAGGUGCACUGGCGGAAGUACGGCAAGAAGGAGCCGGCGCAGGCCAAGAGCGCGAAGCCCUUGUUCGAGAUCAAGAAGCGACCGGUCCGCGACCGCAUCGUCGAGAUCCGCCUGACCGCCGACAGCGAGUUCCGCAAGAACGCCGUCCGCUUCGACGUCACGAAGCAGACCUUCCUGCCCGAGGAGCAGGACCUGACCAUGGACCUGCUGACCCUCGACCCCAGGGACCUCCUGUGGAAUGAGCCCCCCGAGGAGGAGGAGCCCGAGGAGGAGCUCGAUCCCUACACGAAGGCAGCGCUCUUGGCCAUGGCAGCCGAGAACCAGGGCGAGGAGGAGGAAGACCCAUACUGCGGCGUCAUCUCGAAGGAGGAGCUGGCCAGAAUUGACGCUCAGGCUAACCCUUUCAACUUCAGCGAGCGCGUGUCACAGACGGCGCAUUUCGCCCUGAAGCAAAUAGCGAUACAGACUGAACCCGCGAAUACGAGAAUCUUUGCGGACAAUGUCGGCUUCUCAGUUAUUUACGACGCCUACAAUAUUGAUUUCGAGAUGAAGACGCAGAAAUUGAAGGAAGAGGAGAUGGAGAAGGAGAGAGAUGAAAAGAAGGACAAGACGUUCACGCCGGAGAAGAUGCACGCCCCCCCAUGGAAACCGAGAAACCCCAGAGAUGUGCCUGAGAUCCGUGAUAUUCCUGGGUUGCCAAAUACUUCCAGAAUCGUGGAGCGGAUGAUAACACAGAACCUGUACGAUGACAUUAUCAAGUGUGAAUGGGAUGACAGAGAUAAAAAGGGUGAUGAGAAGUUGCAGAGGCCAGUGCCGGAUAUUGAAACAAAGUUUAACGGUUUUCCGUUAUUCAAACAUAUCACUUGGCAUUAUGAUAUAAGCAUUAUUAGUAGAGAUAAUAGUGAUAGUAAGAUAUCAAGGAGCAACGAGAGAAAUAAGUUCACAUUCAUUUCAAAUUAA
Molecule: messenger RNA, 1065 nt
Organism: Penaeus vannamei (Pacific white shrimp)
Lineage: Eukaryota; Metazoa; Arthropoda; Malacostraca; Decapoda; Penaeidae
Source: RefSeq, a predicted model, not a curated record